CACUCUGGCUGUGGCUAUUCUGACCCAAACCCUUACCCCUCUCGCCGUUGCCUCCUCUCUCUCUCUUUCUCUCUGCCCCUCUGUUCUCCCAAGUCGUCCAUUAUUCUGCCUCAUAUUCAGCAAUUCACAGACCCUACAGCUUCUUCUCCUUGGUUCCUCUCAUUCUCGAGGCUACUCUCCUGGUAUCAAUCCGAGCUCCAUUUUUUCCUCUCGUCGCAUUCAAGCUCACUCUUUUUCUUUUUUCGGAUCUUCGUCUCAGAAUUUCAGCAAUCUUGCUCUCAACGACGAUGGCUGACGGAAAGGCCAAUGUUCCCGACGAUCUCUUCUCAAAGACUACCGAUGGACACUUCUCUGUUAAAGAUGAAGCAUUGGAAGGGCAUGGUGAGGAGAAAGGUAUUGUUGGUGUGCUUGAUGAUUUGAAAGAUCAAGUGUCACCUGACAACAGCAUACCCUUAUCUCCACAAUGGCUCUAUUCCAAGCCCAUUGACGCAAGGGUAUCAUCUACCAACACCGUGGUGGGGAAUGCUACUGAUCCCAUACUGAAAGAUAGUUGGCGUUUGGAUGGGUCUCAAGACAAGAAAGAUUGGAGGAGGACUGUCCCAGAUGUUGACAUUAGUCGCCGUUGGCGUGAAGAGGAGAGGGAAACAAGCUUACUUGGGAGAAGAGAUCAGAAAGAAGAUCGUCGCUCAGAAAUUGCCUCAACACCUGAUAAUAGAGGCUUGUCUUCUGACCGUUGGCAUGAUAGCCGUAGUUCUGGCCAUGAGUCUCGUAGAGAGAACAAGUGGUCAUCGAGAUGGGGACCUGAAGAUAAGGAGAAGGAUUCACGGAGUGACAAAAGGAAUGAUGUUGAGAAGGAAGAUGCUUAUGUUGAAAAGCAAUCCUCUGGUGUUACUAACCGGGCAGGUUCUGAACGUGACACUGAAUCUCGUGAUAAAUGGAGACCACGCCAUCGAAUGGAAACUCAAGUGGGUGCCGUGGCCACAUACCGCGCUGCUCCUGGAUUUGGACUUGAAAAAGGACGUGUAGAGGCUUCCAAUGUGCGAUUUGCUCCUGGACGAGGAAGGGCCAAUAUCAAUGCGAACCUACAAAUUGGAAAACCUAUCUUGGGCUCUACUUUUGGGUCUGCACUCAUGGAUAAGAACAUAGUCAUAUUGGGAAAGCCUAGCCUUAACUCAGACUUAUAUUCCUACCCUAGGGGUAAGCUACUAGACAUAUAUCGUAAACAAAAGAUUGAUCUUACUGUUGACAUCAUGCCUGCUGGUGUGGAGCAUAUACCAACAAUAACUCAGCUUGGCUCUGUAGAACCAUUGGCUUUUGUUGCUCCAGCUUCUGAGGAAGAGGCUGUCCUUAGAGAUAUAUGGAGGGGGAAAAUUACUAGCAGUGAAGUCUCAAGCUACUCCUUUAGAGGCAAGGACGGAGGCUCAACUGAUGAUACAUCAGGCAUUGAUGAGAAUGUAAGGGAAGGAAAAAUCACUACCUCAAUUGGCAUGGGAGGAGGGGUUAUAUCAGGAUCUGAUGUCUUGAAUGGUGAUGGUGAUUUUAUGGGUGGACCUUCAAAUGCUGGUGCUUCAUUAAGAAAUAUAGUUGAUGACACUGCGACUUUUAAAGAAGGAAAUCAGAAGCAUAUGCAGACAAUUGAUGUACAUAGGAGAGAUGAGAACUCUGCCAGCAGCACUGGAGAGGCUAGUACCCCUAGUGACAAUGUUUCUAAACCAGGAAUUUGUGAAAGCCAGCAGGAACUGGCUCCAGUCCUUCAGAACCAUGAUUCUCGCUCUCUUUUUGAAUUUUCACGUCUGCAGCGAAUGCCAAGAAUUAAUGAACAAGACACGAUAACUAAUGAGAGGAAACAUUCAUCUGAGAUUGGUACCCCUUUGGAGGAGUUAAGUUUGUGCUAUCUUGAUCCUCAAGGGGUAAUUCAAGGACCCUUUCUUGGGAUUGACAUCAUUUUAUGGUUUGAACAAGGGUUUUUUGGGACAGAUUUACCAGUUCGAUUGUCAAAUGCUCCUGAAGGAUCACCCUUUCAAGAACUUGGUGAUGUUAUGCCUCAUCUUAAACUGAAAUCUGGAUCCAUUUCUGGGGGUAACCUGAUUUCUCAACCCCAACCUUCUGAGACCAGUGGAAGGAACCAAACAGUAAAUGCGCAUUCUCCUGACUAUGAUGUGUCUACCAUAGUAGAUGAUCAAUCUUGGGUUUCAUCUCAAUCUGAUGCUACCUUGAGUGUUGGUAUUCAUUCCCAAAUGCCUAGUCAAAAUUUUCACUCUGAAACCAGGUUCUCAAAUGAUCAGUCCUUCACAAAUUUUAUCAAGCAAGAUGACAACAUCUUAUCCAGAAUGGCCGGAAGCAGCAAUGAUAGCUCUUUGACAAGGCCUGCUGAUGUCCACACUUCACAUACCCAUCCUUCUGGAAAAAUGGUUGCAAGUGAAGUUUCUGGGAGUGAUACACAUAAUGAGGUUGAUAAGCUGCAUCCCUUUGGUCUAUUGAUGUCUGAGCUCAUAGAUGGUUCUUGUUUAAGGCGUGCAAAAUCUUCCAAUGUAUCUUCAAGAUUAGGUGAUGAGGGCCAUCAUGUGGAUCCAUUGCUUGAUAGAGAUGCUAUUUUUGUUGAUCAAGGCUCUCUUGGUGGUGUGGCUAAUCAUCCUUCAUACAGGGACACAUGGUCUGAUGAAUAUGCAGUAAAUAGGCAAUUUAAUCCCAAUGCUCGUAUAGGUUCUCUAGAUGAUCACUACUUGUCCCAUAUGGGACCAAAAUUUAAUAAUUUUGAUAGUGCAGAGCAUCUCAUGUUGCAGAAGCUGCAGAAGGAACGACUUCAACAGCAGAAUAGUCUACCUUCUCAUUUUGCUUCCCAUCAUACUGUGCCGGAUUUAGAGAGAGUUCCAAGCCUUUCACUUUCUCAGAGCAGGAACUCUAAUUUUCAGCAGAUGAUCCAGACUUCAGGAUCAGAUUAUGAACAUCUUAUGGGACUUCAGAUUGAACAGCAACGCCAGCUUGAGCUUCAACAGCAGCAUGAGAUGCACCAACAACAGCUUCUCCAACAAAUGAAAUUACAGCAGCAAUCACAAGCUCAGCAAUUGCUUCUUGAACAAUUUAUGCAUCAGCAGAUACCUGAUCCUAAUUUCAGGCAGCCAAAACUUGAUCUUAUAAGGGAUGAUCUUUUUGAUCAGGUUCAGUUGAGGAGGCAGGUAUUGCAUGACUUGCAGCAGAAUCCUUGUUCCUUGAGGCAUCUUGAUCCAUCAAUGGAGCAGAUUAUCCGAGCAAAUAUUGGUCUCAAUGCUGUCCAAGAAAGGCAAUCUGACCUGUCGGAUCUCUUGUUGCAAGCAAGGCAUGGGAACAUCCUUCCCUCUGAACAGCAACUUCAUUUUCAGCAAGAACAGUUGCAAGCACAACAGCUAUCUAUGGCUCUGAGACAACAGUUAGGAUUGGAGGGGGAACAACAAUUUGGAAGGUCGUGGCCAAUCAAUGACACUGGACAUCUACUAAGAAAUUCUUCAACCCAUCAACUUACUUCCUCAGCAGGCUUUAAUUCCUCUGAUAUUCACAAAACGCAGCAUGGACUCUUGGCACAAGAUGAACAGUUAAACUAUCUGAGCAGGAAUCUUGCUGAGCAGAACCAUAGAGGGUUCUAUGAGCCUAAUUCUUUGAUGUUUGAGAGGUCUCCAAUGGUUUCUGCUGGUGUUCCUGCAAUGAAUUUUGAUGGUGUAAAUGCUUCUGUCCAAGGAAUGGACCUACAAGAACGACCUCGCUAUAUGCAUCCCACUGAUCAAUUUAGUUCUUUAUCCUCUCAACAUCUACAAGCAUCCGAUGAACUCUUUGCUCGUCACCCGGAUGCAUACAAGCAUUCCCUUUCUGGUAACAACAGUCAUCUGGAAAAUAGUUGGACUGACCCACGGCUUCAACUACAACAUCUUGAAGCUGGGAGACACAGAAUAGAGCUAGGGGGUACCAUUUCAUCAGCUGAUCUAAACAUGCCUGCAUCUGCCGGAGCAUGUGAUGAGAGUUCUGCACGAGGUUUAAUGGACCUACUUCAUCAUAAACGGGGUCUUCAAUCCACACAAUCAUCAAAUUUUGAUAAUUGGCAUCCUCUGUCAUCAAGAAGUCAGGACAACUCUUGGCAUGCUCGGGAUUCUGACUCACUAAAUUAUCCUUUUGAGAUUUCACAAGAUCAACAAAUCCAUUUGAAUGAUCCAUUUGAAGAAAGGCCUGGAAGUGCCAAUUCCACAAUCCAAAUACAAGAUCACCUUAUCAUGCAGAUGGCUGAUAAUUUAAGGAACAAUGAAAAAUUGCCUAUUCAGUCUAGAUCUGGAUUGAUAGUGGAAGAGCAGUCAUUCUUAUCUGCUAAUAAAGAUACUUUACAUACCAGUUACAGAAAUCCACUCUUGAUUGGUAAAUCAACUGUGGAAAAAGACUUACUUGAGUUGGAGGCAGAUAAGGGUCAGAGGCAUGAGUUUGUAGGAACAAUGAAAGCAUCGCUUUCAGGUAUCUCAGACUUGUCAGAGCAAUUACAAAGCACCAUGAAUUCCAUGGAAUUGCCAGCUACUGCGCAUAGCAGACAUAGUUCACUAUGCAGCGCAGGCAGCGAUGGGGGCCCAUACAAUCGUGAGAUGGGUUUGAGUAAUUCACGGGUAGACGAGAUUCCUAAUGACAGGGUGUCUCCUUCAACGAAAGUACUUGAUAGUCAUUUCCAAAAGCGCCCUCCUGUAUCUCGUGUUUUAUCUUCCCCAGACGUUCAGUCAGACCAAUCAUCUUUACCUCAUGCUAGUGAUGGGAGAAGAGAGCCUUCUGGAAACUCGUCAAUUAGUACCGUGGUUGAUGCUCAGGCUUCUGGUAGAAAAGAGGUCCUAUUUAGGAGAACUUCCUCUGGUAGCGAUGGUGCAGUCUCAGAGACAUCCUUUAUAGACAUGCUUAAAAGGCCAAUUCUUCAUGAGAUGGACGCAGCCAGUGGAGCUGCCGCAGAAUCGUCUGAUGGUGGAUCACAAGCUGUUCGGAGCGGCAAAAAGAAGGGGAAAAGGGGAAAACAGAUAGAUCCUUCCCUUCUUGGUUUCAAGGUCUCUAGCAACCGGAUCAUGAUGGGUGAGAUUCAACGCCCAGAAGAUUGAUAGUUGCUUGUAGAUUAGCUGUAAAAAAUUUUUUAAAUGCUUUUCUUUUUUCUUUUUUAUAAGCCUCCUUAUAUUUGAUAAAGCGGCGAGGUAAGAUGUACAGUCCGCUAGAGCAUAGCUGUCAUUUUUUUGGGGGCACAUUUGGUUUUUACUAUUACAAAUAGGAUUCGUUAUUGAAAACCCAUUCGGCGUUGACUAGCGUGUUCACUGUACAGUAUUUCAUAAGUGUAUAUACGUGGGGGCAAUGGCCUUUUAUUGUUUUGGGCGCACGAGGCAGGAGCAAUGCUUUGUGUGUCAAGAGAUCAAAGGCAGAUGGCACAGCAUUCUUAUCAGAGAUAGGCAUAUAGAUAGAACUAUUGUCACAGUCAUCCUUUGAUGACUUCUUCUACUGAAAUCUGGUGUCUUUUACUCA
Molecule: messenger RNA, 5502 nt
Organism: Prosopis cineraria
Lineage: Eukaryota; Viridiplantae; Streptophyta; Magnoliopsida; Fabales; Fabaceae
Molecular function (GO): protein binding
Source: RefSeq, a predicted model, not a curated record